Penicillium brasilianum is the source of this 1173-nucleotide messenger RNA. The record is from the annotation of a GenBank genome assembly. Lineage: Eukaryota; Fungi; Ascomycota; Eurotiomycetes; Eurotiales; Aspergillaceae.
AUGCCACCAGGCAAGGUACCUCAGAAUAUGGCUGAACACGUUGCCGAAGAUACUCUACAGGUCAAGCCGGACCACGAUAAAACCCAGAGUGGUGGUGGUAAGACAAUCUUCUUUGGCAUCUCGUCAUCAUACGUCCAAGACUGGGAUGCGGCGGCUGCCUUCAGAGAAAUAUAUCAGAAUUGGAGAGACGCCAUCUUGGCACGCUUCAGCCUGAGCCGCCUCGACUUUCAGCCCGUCUAUGAAGACCGGGGCGAUUGUGUAGCGGUUGUUGUCCCUGAUCCCACUCGUCAAGAUCGCCAGGGUCGUGCUUUGGGGUUUAUCAAGUACAACAAGCACGACGGUUGCGUAACAAUCUCCAACAGCUGUGUGGAAAUAGGGCUGAAUGUGCUUGAGCUCGGAUACUCGUCGAAGCGACUCGAUUCUAACGCCGCCGGCUGCCAUGGAGAGGGUCUCAAAUUGGCAGCGCUGGUGAUGGUGCGCAGUGGGUUGAAUGUAGACCUCUUUGCCAGCCGAAACCACUGGCGCUUCGGCCUGUUGAGAUCUCACUUUUACUGUGAAAUCAAGCCGUCUGAAGACAAUGGUUCCGCUGGCCGUGAUCCCGCCGAGGACAUGUUUCGGCUAAGCCCCAUGGCAGACAGGGAUGUCACUUUGGAGAUUCGAGCACCCUCGGAAUCGAAGAAAAACGCGCUGUCCUUGGAUGAUUUUCACGGCUGGCUGGCCAUAACUUGUGAUAUUCGAGGAUUGACACAUCCUUCGGACAUCCUGGAAACCGACGCCGGGGAUCUCAUCCUUGAUCCCAAAUUCUACGGCCGCAUCUACCUCAACGGAAUGCACCUCCCAUGCUCAGGGUCGGAACUCCAGCAGUAUCGAUUUGCGUAUAAUUUUCUGCAUGGGAAGGUGAAUCGCGACCGACAGAUUUUGGUCGACCGAGACGAGGAAGCCAACAUGGUGCGACGAAUCUGGGAAGCCGCAAUCCGGAAACAUCGGGUUGCUUUCCUUCCCAUCUACGUUAACCUGCUGCGGAAUUUUCCCAAGGCGCUGGAUAUUGAAUCGGCGGCUCAUUUUCUGGAAUCUCCAACCAAGCAUCUCAUCUGGAAGUAUCUGCUGGACGAGGCUGGCGAUGACAAAUUUUAUUACAAUGAGAACUCCAGUGCCGAGGUAAGUUCCCUUUGA